Molecule: messenger RNA, 363 nt
Organism: Ascochyta rabiei
Lineage: Eukaryota; Fungi; Ascomycota; Dothideomycetes; Pleosporales; Didymellaceae
Exons: 2
Coding region: 1-363 (120 amino acids)
Source: RefSeq, a predicted model, not a curated record
AUGAAGAUCACCGCUUACGUCGCCGUUAUCGCUGCUGCCGUCCCGGCUGUCUGGUCUCUGCCUUCAGGGCUCGUCGCGAAGUCGUUCAAGGUUCCCACAUGCGGAGCUGAGACGUGUUUGGCUUCGUCAAAUGGCACAUUUAUUGCCACCGGCGCAUCCAAUGGCACUGCACCCAGCGACCUUGGACAACUAUGCUCUCUUCCCCAGGAAGACGUCACACGUUAUGUACAGACUGUACAACCGUGCAUCGAUGGCGAUGCAGGCAGAGCAAACUGCACGGAAGGGGCGAUCUAUCAGUACAAAGACCUGCUGAAGAGUGUCUGUGCGAGCGAUGCCUACCAUAGGACCGUCCAGUGGGCCUGA